AUGACGCCAUCUAUUGGCGUUGCUGAGUAUUACAAAAACAAAACUAUAUUUAUAACCGGAGGAACUGGGUUUUUGGGAAAAGUUCUGGUGGAGAAAUUGUUACGAUGUUGUCCAGAUUUAAAGAGAAUGUAUUUAUUAAUGCGACCAAAGAAAGGCCAGAAUGUUAACGAGAGACUUGAAGAUUACUUCAGCUGUAGGGUGUUCGAGGUUCUUCAUGAAAAAUCACCAAAGUCUUUCAACAAAGUUACUGUAAUUCGUGGAGAUAUUCUCCAGGAUAAUUUGGGGAUCUCUAUUGAAGACUGGGACAAAUUAACGAGAGAAACUGAGAUUGUGUACCAUUGUGCUGCUUGCGUUAGAUUUGAUUUGCCUAUCCGUGAUGCUGUAAACAUGAACACUAUGGGCACUGAUAGGAUUCUGAAACUAGCUGAUGAUAUGCAGAAACUUGAGGUUUUCGUCCAUGUUUCUACAUCGUACUGUCGAUGUGAAGUACAUAAUUUGGAAGAGCGUCUGUACCCAGCUAAGCACAGACCACAAGACAUCAUGAACUGCGUCCAAUGGAUGGAUGACGAGCUUUUGAAAAUCUUAGAACCAAAGUUAAUUGACCCACAACCAAACACGUACGCUUAUACCAAAUCAUUAACUGAAGAGCUAGUAGCUCAAAAAGCGGGGAAGUACCCCAUAGUGAUAGCAAGGCCAUCUAUUGUGACGGCUGCUGAAAAGGAACCCUUACCAGGUUGGGUGGACAAUCUGAACGGACCCACGGGACUUUUAGUGGGUUCUGGAAAAGGCGUUAUACGUAGCAUGUAUUGCCACUCCAACUACCAAGCGGAUGUCGUUCCCGUUGAUUAUGUUGUAAAUGCUUGCGUGCUCUUGGGAUAUCUCACAGCAAUCGAGAAACCAAAAGAGAUCAGGGUUUGUAACAUCACGUUAUCCGGUCAAAAUCCUGUAACAUGGGAAGACGCGGUUAAUCUGGGUCGUGUCCACGUCCAUGAGUUUCCUUCCUCCAUCUUACUGUGGUAUCCAGAGGGAUCACUGAAAAGUUCCAAACUACACCAUAUGAUAGCAGCAUUCUUCGUUCACCUCCUGCCAGCGUUACUAGUCGAUCUCCUCAUGUUAAUUAUGGGAAAGCCGACAUUCAUGGUGAAAGUACAAAAACGAGUGAGCUACGGCCUGAAUGUGCUUGAGUACUACACGACAAACGAGUGGUUCUUCGAAAACGACUAUUACAAAUCACUGAAAGAAAGGAUAUCGAAAUCCGAUAACGAAGUCUUUUACACGGAUUUGUCGAUAAUUAAUUGGAGUGAAUACAUGCGGACAUACAUGAAGGGCGCCAGAGAAUACUGUCUUAAAGAGGACCCCAGUACUUUACCUCAAGCGAGAAAACUUAUUAAUCGCAACAUGGCGCAUUCAGUGACGGAAUUUUAUGAGGGAAAGUGCAUAUUCGUGACUGGUUCGACCGGUUUCGUAGGAAAGGUUUUGGUUGAAAAGAUACUACGUUCUCUACCAGGUGUAAAGACUGUAUAUCUUUUGAUGAGACCUAAGAAAGGAAUUUCUGCUGAUGAUAGACUUAAAGAUCUCUGGAAUAGCAGAAUAUUUGAAAAUCUAAGAACCAACAACCCAGAUGCUUUCAAUAAACUAGAACUCAUAGCUGGUGAUCUUUUGCGAGAGGAUUUGGGGAUUUCUAAUGAUAAUCGGAGAGAGUUACAAGAAAAUUGCAAUAUCGUUUUCCAUAGCGGGGCGUGUGUAAGAUUUGACCAGAAACUCAAGGAUGCUGUUGAAACGAACACAACAGCCACUCUUCGUCUCCUAAAACUAGCGGAAACUAUGAAAAAAUUAGAGGCGUUCCUUCACCUGUCAACUGCAUAUUGUCGCUGUGAGCUCGAAGUUCUGGAUGAAAAGCUGUACCCAGCAGCCCACGAGCCUAGAAAGAUUAUAGAAUUAACGCAGUGGUUGGAUGACCAAACAUUGGAUUACCUGGAACCCCGAUUAAUUUCUUCAGAACCGAAUACAUACUCUUACACGAAAGCCAUAACAGAGGAUCUUGUUGCCGAAUUCAGUUCGAAGUUCCCAAUUGCGAUUGGUCGGCCAUCUAUCGUUACUGCAAGCUGGAAAGAGCCAAUGCCUGGUUGGGUCGACAAUAUCAAUGGUCCUACCGGUUUACUCAUGGGCAGUGGGAAAGGUGUUAUCCGUACCAUGCUCUGUGAAGGAUCUUAUUUGGCUGAUGCAAUACCAGUCGAUAUCGUUGCCAACGGAUGCAUACUCAUUGCUCAUAACAUCGCGCUUGACAGGCCAAAAGAAAUCCGCAUUUUCAAUUUAACACUAUCAGGAGUACAUAAAAUAACUUGGCGCGAAGUUAUUGAAUUGGGUGAGAAGUAUGUCAAUACUUACCCUCAUUUGACGGCGUUGUGGUACCCGGGGGGUAAUAUUAGGUCUUACUGGAUUACACACCAAAUUGCCCUAAUAUUCACACAUAUAUUACCAGCAUACUUCAUAGAUUUCCUUCUAUUGCUGUUCAGAAAGAAGCCUUUCCUGGUAAAAAUUCAAAAACGCAUCACCCACGGCUUAAGCAUUCUUCAAUAUUAUGCCAUGAAAGAAUGGCAUUUCAAGAACAGUAACUUCCUAGCUCUACAGAGGUCCAUAAGUCAGAAGGAAAAUGAUAUAUUUUAUACAGAUGUAUCAAAAAUUGACACAGCAGAUUACUUAAAGGAUUACGUGCUUGGUGUAAGACACUUUGUCUGUAAGGAAGAUCCUUCAACAUUGCCAAGGGCUAUAAAAAUACAUAGAAUGUAA
Molecule: messenger RNA, 2790 nt
Organism: Danaus chrysippus (African queen)
Lineage: Eukaryota; Metazoa; Arthropoda; Insecta; Lepidoptera; Nymphalidae
Source: the annotation of a GenBank genome assembly